Brachypodium distachyon (stiff brome) is the source of this 2611-nucleotide messenger RNA. RefSeq lists its product as uncharacterized. The record is from RefSeq and is a predicted model, not a curated record. Bases 9 to 2465 code for a protein of 818 amino acids. NCBI's taxonomy places the organism in Eukaryota, Viridiplantae, Streptophyta, Magnoliopsida, Poales, Poaceae. The transcript has a single exon.
AUCAAUUCAUGUGGGAUUCAAUGGGGACACCGUAUUUGACAUGUCCAUCCGACAUAGAAUCCUACGUGGGAAACCUAACCUCCUACUACGUGGGCAACAGCAACGAGUCCCUGGUGGUGGCCACCUCCGUGGCCAUGUUCCUCCUCGCCGUGGGCUUCUUCACCCUCACCAUCUUGGGCCACGCCUCCCACGUCAGCUCCGUCCUCAGCCCCAGCGCCCGCAUCUUGCUCUCCGGCGCCGUCUCCCUCUUCCCGCCCGUCAUGUCCUACCUCUUCUCCGACGCCAAGAGCGCCUCCGAGUGUAUGGCGACGACCGAGGAUGAGUACUCCCUGGCAGUGCUAACAGGCGGAGCCGGCGACUUGGAGCUCUCGCCGCGAGCUCGGCUAAUCCUCAUAUGGAUGCUACUCGUCGAGCUCCUUCGGAAGAAGGUGCAGGCCGUGAAGAUGGUCACCAAGGGCCCGCAAAGGUACAUCGAUAUCGUCACCAACGCCGGCACGGUCUUUUGGCUAGGUUACCUCGUCUUCUUCAACAUCAAGGGAGCCGGACGGGUGGCCAUGUUUGGCUUCCUAUGGCUUUUCUGCGCCAUCAAGCUGCUGCAGAGAAUCUUCUUCGCCGAGAUGAUGAAGCGCUCCUUGGCCUACGACAAGAACGCCCGCCUCGUCAACUCCUACAUGGACGACUACAACAUGAUGCAGCCGCUGGGCAAUAAUGUGUCAUUGAAGACGUGCGAGUACGUGGUCAUGGGAGAAGAGAAGCUGGUGCUGGAGGCCGGUCCGCGAGGCUACACGCUCGACCUCGACAAGGUCGACGAAGUCAUCACCGUGGGCAAAAUAUGGCGGCUCGCCGAGGAUGACCACCGCCGUGGCGUCCCACUCGUUCUUAGCUCCAACGAGCACCGGUGUCCCAAAAGGCUCUGCUUCUCAUUCGCAUUGUUCAAGCUGCUUCGGCGCAGGAUCGAGCAUUUACCGGGUGCCAUGUCUGUGGAAGAAACAGCCCACUGCCGGGACCUCAUCUUCCAAGGCUUGUGCGAGGACGAGGUGGCAGCUGCGCCGCUGCUGUUCCAGGUGCUCCGUGACGAGGUGGAUUUCCUGAGCGAGUACUACCACUCGGUCCACCCCGUGGCACUGGCGACCCCAUUCUUCUUCUUCGUCAACUACUUGCUUGUCUUCUUGGUGUUCUGCGUUCUCUGUGUCAUGAUCACCGUCCUCUCCGGCAAAGGCAGCGUGCGGUUCGCCAUCCGCAGCAUCAAGACCGACAACUAUGUUUUGUCUCUCGGUGUGUUCAGGCUGGUCGGUUGCCUUGUGGUUACCAUCAUUAAGACUCGCUCGCACUCCAGCUCCGCGGCUUUCUUCGCAACCAUUGAUGUGCUCAUCUCCGGCCUCCUCUUCGUCUCCUUCCUGUUGGAGCAACUGUGGGAGUUCAUGGUCUUCCUGCUCUCCAAGUGGUUCAUGGUCUCGCUGCUCUGCACCUACGCCGGGAACCCGACUCGGUGGCGCCACUGCUCCACCUUCCGCUGGUUCGUUCGCAUUAUCUGGUGGGUCAGCGCCAAGUUGGGCGUCCAAAACCCUAGUAGUAGCAGCAACACUAUUACUCUCAAGCAGCUUUCCUUGCUAGGCUGCCCAUGCUGGUUCUCCGCAUUACUGCCGGCCGAGUAUCUUCGGAACCAGGCAAAGCGAUCCAUAUUCCAGCGCUUCCGCCAGGUGGCGUAUAAUAGCCAAGACAACCCUAUCAGCAAAGGCCGACGUGUGCUGGAGCUGGAGAGGCAUCACGGAUAUCUGCAUUUGGCAGGGUCUUCCGACAGCAACAGCGUGGCAGAGGUCAUCCUCACGUGGCACAUCGCCACCGAGAUCUUGGACACGACCACCACUGUGGUCUCCGCCGGAGUGAACCACCUGCAGGACGACAAGCAGAAGCAGGAGCAGCAUAGGGUGAUGGCUACGAGUCUAUCUAGGUACUGCGCCUACCUGGUGGCGGUGUACCCAGAGCUGCUGCCGGACCACCGAUAUGGCACCAAGAGCGUCUACAAGAAGAUGAAGAAGGAUCUCAGAGGGGCGCUCGGGCUCCCAUACUACUACUUUUCCUCAAAGCGCUGCCGAUGCAGGAAGCUCAUGGUGGCACCAGCAGACAUCAACGCCGCAAAGUCGACGGUGGUGGUUCUUCAGAAGGGGAUAUUGCUGGGGAAAGCGCUGGUGGAACAAGCAGAAGCAGGCGACAAGGAAUUAGGGUCCAUCUGGGAGAUGUUGGCCGAUAUUUGGGUGGAGCUCAUCGUGUAUGUGGCACCGUCCGGCAGCGAGGAGCACGUGAAGGGGCAUGAGGAGGCGCUGGUCCAGGGAGGCGAGCUCGUCACCAUGCUGUGGGCGUUGGCCACCCACACCGGCGUCACCCGCCCGGCGGCGCCUUUUGUUGCCGCAGGAGGACUCCGGACCGUCCAUGUCGAGGACGAAGGAAUAUUCCCUGCUGCGUAGUAGUAUAGCUUAAUCAAUUCGAGCGUGAGUUCUUUCGAGUGUUUGAAUAUUGGGAGUGUAGCUAGCCAGCUUAAUCAAUUCCAGCGUUAGUGCUUCGAUCGAGUGUUUGAAUAUUGGGUGGUGUAGCUAGCUAGCUAAUUAAUCAA